GGUCCCAGCAGAUGAGAGAGCUGGGAGGAGCAGGUCUGGGACUCAGCCAUGUGCUGACUGCUCUCUGCACACAGUACAUGCACGGAGAGUGGCUGCUGCAUGCUCAGUCCUGCUAUAUAGACAGGGACUUUCUCCUCCCAGGCAGAGUGACUGUACCGGAGACUGCAGGGGGGGCUGUACCGGCACCGGAGACUGCAGGGGGGGCUGUACCAGCACCGGAGACUGCGGGGGGACUGGGCUCCAGAGCUGACACAUGGAAGUAAUCAUGCUGCCUGCACUCACACCCUGUACAGCCGGGCUGCUGCUGCCAUUCCUGUGAGCCGGUGCUCAGCGCUGUGCCUGCUGCCCCAGCCAGCCGCACAUUCCUCCGGACCUAUGCACAAAGAUGCGAACACUGCUCCGCUCCUUCCUGCUGGGUCUCUGCUCUGUCAUCGGAACGUUAUGUCAGACGGUCACGUAUAUGGAGGUGAGCGGCGUAUCCGAGGAGAAUGUCACCCUGCCGUGCUCGCACAAGCUGGGAGUGCUGGGGAGCAACCUGGACAUCGAGUGGUUCUCAAACGUCUCUGACCAAGGGCAGAAAGUGAUACUCAGCUACAGUGGAGGGAAAGUCUAUGAAAAUGAAGACCUCAUGGGCCGUUACAGAUUCUCCUCCAACUGCUCAGCCGGUGACGCGGACAUAUUCAUCCCCUCGCUGGAGCCCGGCGACGCCGGACAGUACAUCUGCAAAGUGAAAAAUGCAGGGAAAUAUAAAUGGUGUUACAUCAGCUUAAAGAUCCUGGUGAAGCCGUCAGAGCCUGAUUGCUGGAUAGAGGGUGACCCGAUAGUGGGCAGAGACGUCGCCCUGCAUUGCAAGUCAUCGGGGGGCACAAAGCCCAUGUGGUACCGCUGGCAGCGUCUGAAGCACAAGGAUGAAUUCCCAGUAUACAUAUCGAAUACUCCGCAGCUCGAACCGACCCAGCAGCUUGUGCUGCAGAACGUCAGCUCCAAGGACAACGGUUCGUACCGCUGUGUAGUGAGGAACGACGCCGGGCACAGGACCUGUGACUUACUUCUGACAGUACAAUCUCCCACAAACGUGGCCUUCCUGGCCGGUGUGACCUGUGGCACCGUGGGCGGGGCCCUCUUUCUGUUUCUCAUCUGCUGGUUUCUGUUUCGGAAGAAAAAGCUCAAGAAGCUGGAAGAAGAUGAGUUCCUCAAUGAGAUUCGGGAGGACGCAGAAGCCCCUAAGGCCCGGCUGAUGAAACCUGGAUCUUCCACCUCAGGCUCCAGAAGCUCCCGCUCAGGUUCUUCAUCUACCCGCUCCACAACCAACAGUGCCUCUCGCAGCCAACGAACUCUCUCCACCCAGGAAACGCUGCACGCGGAGACCAAACAUCACUGCCUGGAGCAGAUAUGAGGGAGCAGGCCCGGGAUUAGCCAAGACGCUUGGUCUUAAAGAGAAUGUACGUGUCCACUGCGACACAGGAACUAUGUCUGGAGAAGCUUUGCUAGGACUUCAUGGUCACAUAAGUCUUUUCAGACCACAUCUUUGGUUUCAUUGAUUUUACUACUUCACCAGUAGAGAGUUUGCACCUUUUCAAUAAUAAACACAGAAGCUGCGGAGCUUUGAGAGGAACGUAGGAAGAUUGGGAACUAUACAUGAGGGAAUAAGAGCUCCGCGUAGGCCAGGAGUUAGCAAGGUACACUAGUUGUGCUGAACUGUGUAGCAAUGUGAAUUGUUCUCUGUAAGGGAAACCUUUUUAUUACUUUAUGAUGACGGUACGAAAUAUUGACGACGGUAACAUUUGUUCUAUGACGAGGAUAUUUUUUUUAUAACUAGUGUUCCGACUUUGUUCAUUUUAAUUUCCUGUGAAGCAGAAGCCACAAAGGGCAGAACGUUCUGCGCAGAGAAACUUCCAGUAAUCUUGCUGGGGACUGAAAGAGCUAAAGGAGAGAACUGUCCAUUACUUAUCUACUUGUCUUACAUGGGCAGCCACAGCACGGACAUGCGACAGUCACCCGCUGUCUACAUACAUGUAUGUCUACAUACCUUACCAGUGCACUCGAUGUGCAAAGGCAGACUGCAGAGAAGCAGCCAGAUGGCCGACCUAGCACCAAUGUAACUUCCACGCCUACUCUGCAGCCCUGGGAGUGCGCCCGCUCUGCGGUCCCUGGGGUGCGCCCGGUCUGCGGUCCCUGGGGUGCGCCUGGUCUGCGGUCCCUGGGGUGCGCCCGGUCUGCGGUCCCCGGAGUACGUCUAUACUUGACCUGUGCAAAAGUGUAAAUGUAGCAUUAAAGUCCAACCUCCCGCUACCUCCCCAUUCAUUGAAAACAUGUGUUUCCCUCCUAGAACACUGCACUUGUGUCUCUAAUUAAUCAUGAGGGACAUUGUGACCAUCUAUAUGACGUGUGGCAUUAUGUGUGUAGGAAACACAGAGACGCCUUUCCCCACUACAGUGUAACGUGUAAAUGACAUCCUAUAAAAGUACAAGACUCGGUCUUCGCCAUCUUAGAACCGGUGCAGAGCUGGAAUGGCUGAGCGCUCUCCCUCACAGCAAGGAAGGCCCAUACCCCCUCCUUUACCUAUAAUAAUCUCACUAUGCAAGAUCCAGUCCCACCCCAACUCCAACGUCUGCUGGUCCACAAACCCAUGCCUGAUCGGAAUAUCUAGAUGACAGACUGGGGCCGGUUUGCUCCUUAGCCAUUCUGCCAUUGGAGGCGGCCAUUUUUGGGCUAGAUCGGUAUUCAUGACAAUGCGGCAUCACUGAAUAUCCAGGACACAAUGACGUCAGUGUAUCGCUUUGUGCCUCUGUGAUGUCACUACUGUCAUCACUUCAUGGAGUACUCAAAGGCUAAAUGCUGAGUGAGCCACAAAAUGGCUGCUAGUCACCACGGGCAGGGAACCGGCAGACGAGAACUGUGCUGGACCUCUCACCCUGUCAUUACUGAUAGGAGUACACUGUAGGCGGGCAGAAUCUGAGAGGUGGGUGAUGACAGCAGUGUGUAUGCGCUUCCUUGCCAGGCCUGGCCACUGUCACUGCAAUCAUUUGUGUAUAGGACUAAAGGGCUCUUCAUCUAGGCUGAUAACAGGGUAAGGACAACCAGGUAUUUCCGCUAUGGACCCAUUAUAAAAUCUCACAUCUAUCCGUACCUCUCCGCCCCUUGUAUGCUGCGGUUUAUUCUCCAGCACGCCGCACAGGGUGCAUGAGGCAUGGUCUCCCAGCUAGACGGAGCAUCAGGAAGGACACACGCGUACUGACAAGCUGUGCGCGUCUGUGGUGUAAUUGGAAUGGGGACGCCAUCGCGUGACUGCACCGCUGCCUGUGGGGUUGCCAUUUCAUUUCUGCAGGCACUGGAGCUCCCUGUCCCUGCUGCGCCUCAUGGUGUACAAUUGUCCGCUCAUAUAAUUUCCACAUAUUCUCCAACCGCACUAACCUGGUAUAAGACGCUUCAUUGGUAUUAUAUCGUAUGAAAGGGGUUUUCUAUAUUCAGUGUCGCUGUGUUACUCAUUGGCCUGUGCGUGCCCUUCCUGCAGAUGCCCCCCCUGUGGUGUACCUCGAGGUGUCUAGUAUAUAAUUAUACACAUCAUGUACAGGGCGCUCCGGGAUUAGCCAUUAUAUCUAUGCACCACACAGAAUUAGUCAUUAACAAAUUGCUUUCUAUAUUGUAUACUGUUCUAUUUGGUUUAUGGUUACCAAUUUGUUAUUACUAAUUCAGACCGAGCGCUACAGUAUAUCUAUUAUAUAAUGCGCCAUCGUGUUUGUGUCAGUGGAGCGCCUGCCACCCACAGGCCGCACCUGGAUCCCCGACAUCUCCUGUCAGCCCCUCCACCCGCUCGCCCCGUGCAGCCAGACACACUGGUAGCGCAUUAUAUAACAGAGGGUUCAUUAACUAUACUUACAUAAAUUAUCCAGUGACCCCCCCAAUAAACCCCAACUGCUUCUACUGUUGGUAGGACAGACACCGUUUGGGGGGGACUGUCCUGCUGACCCCAUGGUCUCUCAUUGUGAUGUGUGGACGCCCUGAAUGCGGUAAAUUCAUAGUAUUCCCACAGGAGACAGGAGACCCGCUGGUGUAUGAUAUACAGUCCCCAAGUGUAGGGAUAGUCCCAGGGGUAGAAUUGUGUCCCUAUUCUUCAUUAUUUACCAGGUGCACAAACACCUUCUGUGUCUACAAUGUCAAUUAUUACUUUGUGCUCUCGUGUGGUGGGAUUUAGGAUUUGGGAUUUACUGAAAAGGAAUAAAUAUGCGCAAAAAAGUAAAAAAAUCUGUUUAUGGAAAUACGUGGACCCUGUACUGUAAGGAUUGUAUAGGUGUCACACCUGAGGUCGUAUCAUACAGGGAGGAAAUAUAUUGCAUUGCCGCAAAAGAAAAAUGGAACCAAGGCCCUCAUUCCGAGUUGUUCGCUCUGUAAUUUUCUUCGCAUCGCAGCGAUUUUCCGCUUAAUGCGCAUGCGCAAUGUUCGCACUGCGCCUGCGCCAAGUAAAUUUGCUAAGAAGUUUGGUAUUUUACUCACGGCAUUACAAGGUUUUUUCUUCGUUCUGGUGAUCGUAAUGUGAUUGACAGGAAGUGGGUGUUUCUGGGCGGAAACUGGACGUUUUAUGAGUGUGUGAAAAAACGCUACCGUUUCUGGGAAAAACGCGGGAGUGGCUGGAGAAACGGGGGAGUGUCUGGGCGAACGCUGGGUGUGUUUGUGACGUCAAACCAGGAACGAAACUGACUGAACUGAUCGCAGAUGCCGAGUAAGUCUGGAGCUACUCAGAAACUGCUAAGAAGUGUCUAUUCGCAAUUUAGAGAAUCUUUCGUUCGCAAUUUUGCUAAGCUAAGAUUCACUCCCAGUAGGCGGCGGCUUAGCGUGUGCAAAGCUGCUAAAAGCAGCUAGCGAGCGAACAACUCGGAAUGAGGGCCAAUGAACACUUUCUAAGAGGAAGGAAUAGGAAGAAAAUUUCAUGUAACAGAAGUGGAAUAAGAAUCCUGCAAUUCUGCAGAAACAGUGAUUUGGCCAAAUAAAUAGUAGGUGGUGGUCCUCUGCUGACCAGUCUUACCAGAAUACCCAGCUCUACACAUCCCGUUCCUCUGUGUGUAAUAGGGUGGUUGCAAGACAUAGGGGGGAAAUGGUUUUUUAUCGUAUCUUCCACGGGAACCCCGAAAAAGUUGCCAAUUGGUGUAAAAAUGAGAUUGUCAAAGUUUCAGCUCGAUCGGAUAACGUUAAGACCCGCCUCAUCAGCUCUAAAGUAUUAAAAAACAGCUAUUUUUCUUUAAAAAAAAAAAUUGGGGUUUUCUGCUAUAAAAUUAGAAUGGUUUAAACUAGACACGUGUUUUGUUGUUUUUUUUAGUUUUGUAGAGCGUGUUCCUGGCUUCAAUUUUCACUCACACAACUUGUUUGACAAACGUACAGAUCGGAAGAUAUAUGAGUUUUUCGUAGUCCGGACCCGGAAAAUCCACUUUUUUAAGAAAAUGUGAAAACUGGCUGCAGGUGCAGCCAGCACAGGAACAGGCCAGGGAUGGACACCCACCAAUCAGUGCUUUCCUCCCGCUGGCCACCCCGGGCUACAGUACGUAAAUGUCUCUUCCAGCUGAGCAGCCCCUGCUACAUAGAGCACAAGGCACCGCGGCAGCGCCUGCUCCACCUCCCCAUCAUACAUGCCUCUCUCCCCAGAGGUGGGUGCCAAGAGGUUCCCCAACGUGACACCACCCGCUCCACCUCACCCUCAUACAUGCCUCUCUCCCCAGAGGUGGGUGCCAAGAGGUUCCCCAACGUGACACCACCCGCUCCACCUCACCCUCAUACAUGCCUUUCUCACCAGAGGUGGGUGCCCAGAGGUUCCCCAACGUGACACCACCCGCUCCACCUCACCCUCAUACAUGCCUCUCUCCCCAGAGGUGGGUGCUCAGAGGUUCCCCAACGUGACACCACCCACUCCACCUCACCCUCAUACAUGCCGCUCUCCCCAGAGGUGGGUGCCCAGAGGUUCCCCAACGUGACACCGCCUGCUCCACCUCACCCUCAUACAUGCCUCUCUCCCCAGAGGUGGGUGCCCAGAGGUUCCCCAACGUGACACCACCUGCUCCACCUCACCAUCAUACAUGCCUCUCUCCCCAGAGGUGGGUGCCCAGAGGUUCCCCAACGUGACACCACCUGCUCCACCUCACCAUCAUACAUGCCUCUCUCCCCAGAGGUGGGUGCCCAGAGGUUCCCCAACGUGACACCACCUGCUCCACCUCACCAUCAUACAUGCCUCUCUCCCCAGAGGUGGGUGCCCAGAGGUUCCCCAACGUGACACCGCCUGCUCCACCUCACCCUCAUACAUGCCUCUCUCCCCAGAGGUGGGUGCCCAGAGGUUCCCCAACGUGACACCACCUGCUCCACCCUCACCAUCAUACAUGCCUCUCUCCCCAGAGGUGGGUGCCCAGAGGUUCCCCAACGUGACACCACCCGCUCCACCUCACCAUCAUACAUGCUCUCUCCCCAGAGGUGGGUGCCCAGAGGUUCCCCAACGUGACACCACCUGCUCCACCUCACCAUCAUACAUGCCUCUCUCCCCAGAGGUGGGUGCCCAGAGGUUCCCUGACAUGACACUGCCCACUCCACCUCCCCGUCAUACGUGCCUCUCUCCCCAGAGGUGGGUGCCCAGAGGUUCCCUAACAUGACACUGCCCGCUCCACCUCCCCCGUCAUACGUGCCUCUCUCCCCAGAGGUGGGUGCCCAGAGGUUCCCUAACAUGACACUGCCCACUCCACCUCCCCGUCAUACGUGCCUCUCUCCCCAGAGGAGGGUGCCCAGAGGUUCCCUAACAUGACACUGCCCACUUCACCUCCCCGUCAUACGUGCCUCUCUCCCCAGAGGUGGGUGCAGGCUGGAUAUAACCACUGCGUAGCUGUUUCUUUCUCUAGGUUAUUGCACUUUAGUUUUAUCUACUGCGGAUUGUGUGUUGGUACAGGCUCCAUUCUUCUCUCAUAGAACUGUAUUGUUAUUCUGACUUUGGUUAAAUGCUUAUGAAGUAUAAAGUAAUUUCUAAAUAUAAUUUAAUAAAAAAAGAAAUAAAAUAGUAA
This is a messenger RNA of Pseudophryne corroboree (corroboree frog), 7031 nucleotides long. It is a transcript of the gene CLMP, whose product is annotated as CXADR like membrane protein. Gene Ontology annotation, cellular component: cell surface; cytoplasmic microtubule; membrane. NCBI's taxonomy places the organism in Eukaryota, Metazoa, Chordata, Amphibia, Anura, Myobatrachidae. The transcript is spliced from 7 exons. Bases 386 to 1396 code for a protein of 336 amino acids. The record is from RefSeq and is a predicted model, not a curated record.